Messenger RNA from Schizophyllum commune H4-8, 717 nucleotides. RefSeq lists its product as uncharacterized. Lineage: Eukaryota; Fungi; Basidiomycota; Agaricomycetes; Agaricales; Schizophyllaceae. The transcript is spliced from 3 exons. Bases 1 to 717 code for a protein of 238 amino acids. The record is from RefSeq and is a predicted model, not a curated record.
AUGUACACCGCGCCCAACCCGCCGCCCCCGCCGGCGGUGUCGUCGGCGGCGAAGGGGGUGGUGAAUGUGGGCGCAUACGAGUCGGUGUUUUCGAAGGACGAUGACUUCACGUCGACGCCGACGCUGACUUCAGCGACUUUUGACUACGACGGUAACACGCCCGAGCCUGGGGAUAUGCAGGAGCAGGGUGUACAAAUCCUUGCCGCGCGAACCAUAUCACAAAGGCCGAGUGACGCACAAAGGCGGGGCAGUGACUCGCAGGCGCAGGGAAACGUGUCACCUCCUGGCAACAACCAUUGGGGAGCUCAGAGUGGGUCGUAUGAUGUGGAUAUGGAGUCGCCGCAAUCAUCAGCACCAGCGGACCCGCCCAAGCUGAUGCGAAUUGUGACGCUACUCAUAGAGGACAUGCGAUACGAAAACGCCGACAGCCAGCUCGCUGAAGUACGCGUUCCGCUGAAGAUCGACCAUGACGGUGGUUUCUGGGCAGAUGCGAAAGACAUUUGUGACCAGCUGCAAGGUUCACCUUCGCGGAUCGACGGUCCUGCAAAGGUCUUUACGAUGCGAGGAAAGUACCGUCAAAUCUUUCUUCGCGUAUCCGACGACAAUGUGGACACGUCCACCUCGAUGAAUGUGGCUGUCAGCCUGGAACGGACGAUAGAGGUGUUCAUCGAGCCUGUGCGUGCACUCUCGCAAUUGUUCAAGCCAGUCAACUCAUGA